UGGGAACCACAGUUGAGAGCCGCUGUUGCGCGGGGGACUGGGUUCUUGUGCCGAACAUUUCCGCAAUCGGCCGAUGGCGGCUCCGUGGAGCGCGCGGCUGCGGCAGUUGGCGACUUCCUUACAGCAAAAUGCUUCUGAAAGAUUGCUUCCUUUCACAAGCCCAUGGCACCAACUGCACAUACGAAACAAUUCAAAUAGAUCUUCGGUAGUUCGUUUUGGAAGGCAGGCCUACGUCAGACUGUAUCCUGUUCUGCUGGUUCGACCUGAUGGAUCUACUAUCAAUAUCCGAUACAAGGAGCCCAAAAAAAUGAUUACUAUGCCAGUGGAUGUUUCUCUUCUACCAGAAGCCGAGCGAAAAGCAAGAAUGCGCAAACGGGACCCCAAGAAAGUCAAAGUAAAUGAGGAGCGAUUUGAAGAUGAAUUUAAGGUUGAAGAUUACAGCAAAUUCUGGAAGAAAAAAUAAGCUUCAGAUGGCAAAAUCUGAGAAAGACAAAACUAUUAGUGAAUGAUUUGCCUGCUGUUUAUGUCAAUAGAACAUGGCAGGUUGACAGUGCACAUUAUAUAAUUUAUAAGUCUCAAUAAAUUGUUUUUAUUUAUCAUUUAGUGAAGUUUGAAGUUUUACAAGAAUGCCUACGGAAUAAAUCCUUGUUUAAAAGAUUUAAAGAUACCUGCUAUGGAAAAUGUUUUGAAUGUCAAUAAACCAUUGUCUCACAAUAAC
Amblyraja radiata (thorny skate) is the source of this 718-nucleotide messenger RNA. It is a transcript of the gene mrpl55, whose product is annotated as mitochondrial ribosomal protein L55. The record is from RefSeq and is a predicted model, not a curated record. Gene Ontology annotation, molecular function: structural constituent of ribosome. Gene Ontology annotation, biological process: translation. The transcript has 3 exons. Lineage: Eukaryota; Metazoa; Chordata; Chondrichthyes; Rajiformes; Rajidae. The coding region runs from base 74 to 463 and encodes 129 amino acids. Gene Ontology annotation, cellular component: mitochondrial large ribosomal subunit.